AAUCAAAUCAUCAUAAUGGCAGCGGCGAUAAAGCGCUUUUAACAAAAACACUUUCCAAAAUUAAAUCAUUCCAUUUCCACGUACAAACGAAACCAAGAGGUGCUUUCGAACAAUUCCAGCACGAAAUGCGACCGGCGUACAACGAUCGCAAAAGUCGACCUACUUUCCUGUAAUCGGAUUAUAUCACGGUCGGAAUAUACAACAGAAUACAGGAUGCUUCGGGAUCUGCUGGAAGCACUUGUGGUGGUGUCGGAGAAGGCGGCCAACAUCGCGAGAAUAUGUCGCCAGGACGACCAUCUCUUCGGUUUAUUGGUGCAAGAGAAGGAGGCGGACCAAUCCAAUCCGAGAUUCGUGCAGGACUUCAAGACGCUGGCGGAUGUCCUGAUCCAGGAGACGGUGAAACACGACAUAGGAAACGCUUUUCCGGUGUUGCGUGAUAAGAUUCACGGGGAGGAGGAUAACGUGUUUUGCAAUACUUUAGGAGAGGAAAUCCGAGUGGAAAUUCAAACAUCUUCAGAGGCUACGGCCGAGUUAUUGGAAAAAGUGUUGGAUGGAGAUGGAGCUGCCGCUCGGCUCUUGGCUAAUGAAGUCCAUCGUGAGAUUAGCGCGUCAGGAAUUCCCGAAAUUCCAUCGGGAAUUCCCGCGGGAAACGUUGGAAUCUGGAUAGACCCCAUAGAUUCUACUGCCGAGUACAUAGGUGCGAAAGAAACGCGCACCGAUUGCGGCGUCUCCGUUUCCGGGCUCUCGUGCGUCACCGUGCUUAUCGGAGUCUACCAAAUAGAAACCGGUCUGCCGAUUCUGGGAAUCGUCAAUCAACCGUUCUCCGAGCUCGCCGAGGAUAACAGAUGGCGCGGCAGGUGCCACUGGGGAGUAUCUUUGGAUGAUUUGAAGUUGUGCUCCGCGCAACCCACCCACCAUCGAGGAAGCAAAUUGGUCUGCUUGAGCUCCAGCGAGGAUGCUGCGAUUAAAGAGAAACUGGAGUCGAAGGGCUUCCGGCUAAUCGAGGCGGCGGGCGCCGGUUACAAGAUUUUGUGUACAAUUACCGGAUCCGCUGACGCCUACGUCUUGUCGAAGGGCUCCACUUACAAGUGGGACACAUGCGGACCUCAGGCUGUACUUAAGAGUCUCGGUGGAGAUGUGGUGCAGUACUCGCAAGCGCUCGAAGAUAACUUAAUUAGCGUCAAUUAUCCGACUGAUUAUGAAAAUAAGCUGGAGAGCUGCUGCAACAGGAGCGGCCUUAUCGCCUACCGCGAUCCCAGCAUCCUCCAGGACAUCUACGAUGCACUGAAAGCCUGAAUUACUUAAUGAACCUUAAUAAAGAUAAUAUAGAAAGCCUCAA
Molecule: messenger RNA, 1339 nt
Organism: Nicrophorus vespilloides
Lineage: Eukaryota; Metazoa; Arthropoda; Insecta; Coleoptera; Silphidae
Gene: Ipp
Product: inositol polyphosphate 1-phosphatase
Exons: 5
Coding region: 214-1296 (360 amino acids)
Biological process (GO): phosphatidylinositol phosphate biosynthetic process
Molecular function (GO): inositol-1,4-bisphosphate 1-phosphatase activity
Source: RefSeq, a predicted model, not a curated record